AUGGCGACUGUCCUUCGGUCCAGCUUGCAGAGGCUGCGAAAAAGUCGCGCCACUGCUGCCUCACGAGGAUGUGCUGCCACGGCCCGCGAAAAGACCAAAAAGCCUGAAGCCAGGUCACCGUUACUCGAGUUUCAGCUCGACGCACGGGAGGUCAAGCACAUGGCGCCUCAUGUUUUGGCAUCAGCCAUCGCGAGCGCAGGCGCAGGCCGCCAUACUUCGCCAACCCUGUGGCACGCCUACGCUGCGCGGGCCUCCGAAGUUCGGAGGCGAUUGACUCUCCGCGAUCUGAGGAGGCUCUUCCAGGGCCAUGCCGCAGCUGGCAAGAAGGACAUUUCCCUGUUUCGGGAUCUUCUAGACGAUGCAUCAUGGAAAGGAGAUCCGCAAGCUUCAGCCAGAGACCUCUGCUUUGUGACGAUUGCCCUGGCUAAACUUAGGUGCAACAGCGAGAGCUUUGAGGUUGUGACCACUCACUUUGCAGAGAACAGCCUGGACGAGUUGGAGAGCAUCGAUGUUAGCAGCUUGGCGAACGCUUUUUCCAGAGUCGCCCUCACGCACAAAGUCUGCUGGGCGAAAAUUUCCGAGCGUCUUCGAGCCGACGCUUCAUCUGCGCUGCUUCCGCCUGCAGCUGCUACCAUGGCACUCAAUGCCUUUGCGGUUGUGAAGCAGUGCGACUCCGAGCUUUUCAUUUCCGUGGUGGACAGUUCCAUCAGGCCUUGCACAGCCGACUACACGAUCACACAGGCGGCCCUGCUCCUGGAUGCCGUUGCUCGGUGUACUAGCGUGACAGCACAAUUGGGGCCCGACCUCUUUCGCGGCUUCAAGCAGCUGUGGCUGUCGCAGGGGCAGCUUCAGGAGCUGGCGGGCCCAGAGGACCUAGCACACUUGGCGAGCUCUGCUGUGAAGCUUGGCAUCGUGCAGGACGAGCAGUUCAACCUAGCGUUGGCUUCUGCUGGCCUUCAGCACGUUGGCCAAUUCUCCCCGUCACAGCUGGCUUUGUUUUGCAGCAAUCUGGCCCGGCUGCCUUCAGCUGGCCGUGCUGCGUUUCUGGGUGUGGCUGCCCUCCAGGUGCAGCAGACGUUGCGCUUCGGCUCCUUCGUGGACCUGGGCCUCCUUUCGCAAGCUUUCGGCAGCAGCAGCAUCACACUCACCCGUGAGGCAUCGCAGCUGUACCUGCAAAGGCUUUCUCUUGUUUCCAAAGAGGAGCUUGCCAAUCUAGCACAAGGGCCAGGAUCCGGAUCCGAUCUGGCGAACAGCUUGGCAGCGGCACUGGAACGCAUUGCCGAAGGUUCCCUCCACAUGCUGAGUCCGGGCGUGGACGGGGAGUAUCUCCUUGCAACCCUUCGGCCGUUGACUCUGGAACUCUGUGCUCGGAGAGCUGUCCGUCCACGGACAGCCGCUGCAGUGCUGGGCCAGCAUGCCCACUUCCGCGUCCGAGACCAGGAGCUCUUCGAGGCCUUGGAAGAUGAAGAACAGGCCGACAGGGCCGACAUCGGUGCAACGCUUGCUGGAAGACUCCUGAGACCUCUGGGUGCUCUUGGACAUCCCUCAGAGCACUUCCUGCUGAGCGUCGACAAGAGCUUGUCGAUGUGGGGAAAGCGACUUCCAGCCACGAUCCAAAGCGAUUCGGGCGUCCCGAAUGUCGUUUUCGAGCCAUGGACCCGUUCAACGAGGUCGCUGCCAGCGCUGGCAGCCGACCUUUUUGCAGCAGCUUUGCUUGACUUCGCCUUUCUGUCGGAAGUGUCCGUCACAUAUCUCUUCUCUGCAGCGAAGACACAGUGUCAACUGAACGUGCCCGCGGACUCGGCACUUCGAAUGAAAUGCGCCGGCGAGAUCGCUGCUGCUUCCCAUGUCUGGCUCCAGCACGUCGCAGGCCAUCGAGAAGCCUGCUGGCUGGCGGACUGGGCAGAAGAGGUCUUCUCGACUGGCGGUCCGCAGCAUAACCUGGCUCCGCAGCCAAGUUCAGCUUUGCUCCGCUCCGUCUUCGCAGCGCUGCAGAGCGCUCAGGAGCCGGGCGAUGAGAUCCUGGUCGCGUGGCCAAUGCAUGGCUUUCGUGCAGACCUCGCGCUCCGGAGGCCGGGUGCAGGCACGAUGGCCAUCGAAGUCUGCAGCAAGGAAUGCUUUCAUGCUGGGAGCCAGCGGCUGGUCGCUCGCUGUGUGAUGAAACAUCGGGUGCUCACGGCUGCUUUUGGUGCUCCACCGGUACAGGCUGAAAGUUGUCACCGCAACUGA
Symbiodinium sp. CCMP2592 is the source of this 2229-nucleotide messenger RNA. NCBI's taxonomy places the organism in Eukaryota, Dinophyceae, Suessiales, Symbiodiniaceae. The record is from the annotation of a GenBank genome assembly.